UGUGACAAAAUAUGAAUUUUUAUACAAGCGACGCCGGUUACUUAUAAUGUAUAUUAAAAUUUAACACAACGUCGAAAUAAUGCGGUAUUUACCGUUUUUAUUUAUUUGUACUUAUUUAUUAAAGCUGGUUUCGUGUAAAAUAAAUUAUUGCGGUGCAACAAUGUGCGCGGGAACUGAUACACACACGUUUUGUCAAUAUUCUAAAGGUCCAGGGCCUUUGUGCACGGGUUUGAUGCCAGCAAGCCUGAGCAAGGAGGAGAAGAUGCGAAUACUGACUCGGCUCAACCACCGGCGCAAUGACGCUGCGCUCGGUCUGCUCGGAAACCUGCCAGCAGCAGGGGACAUGCUCAACAUGAGGUGGGUGGAGGAGUUGGCGCGUGAGGCCCAAAUGUGGGCCGACCAGUGUGCCGCGCCAAAAUUCCCCGAAGAUCACGACCUUUGUCGGGAUCUGUACUCGUUGCCGGUGGGUCAGAAUGUGGCGUCAGUGGUGGGCGAGGCGCCCGGCCUGCGCGUCGAAUCUCUGGUAGACUUGUGGUACAUGCAGGGCAGGCACUACAAGGCGAACGUUUCUUCAUUCGAACCACCUUCACAAAACAGCAGUUACUACGGUGAUUUUGCUCAAAUGUUGUGGUCGAAGACAUUCAUGGUUGGCUGUGGUCGCAGCAGAUUUAUGUCGAUGUGGCAAGACCGGCCGCGCACAGUCGAGCGGCUGGUGUGCAACAUGGCGCCGCGCGGGCCGCGCCCGCAGCAGCCGUUGUGGCAAGUCGCGCGCCCCGCUAGCCUGUGUCCACCACGGACCUCGCCAGCAACACAUUACCCCGGACUCUGCUCAGUCAAUGAUAGUCAGAAAUUUGAUAAGAAAGAAUAUAAAAUGCCUAUAGAAGAUUCCGUUAUAAUAAGUACAGUAUUGGAAUUAGAUAGAAAUUCAUCAUUUGAAAAUGUUGAAAACUUAGAUGAAAUCUAUGUAGCAAAAUUAGCAGCGAUAAUUAUGGAAAAGUCAAAUAACGAUCAACAAGAAAGUGACCAAAUUAACGUCACGGAAAUCGUUAGCAAAAUGGGAAUUAAGUUUGAAGACUUUAAUACAUUAAAUAAAAGGAUUGCAAACGAGCGAAAGAAAAUUAGAAGGUACAUGAAUAAUUAUAGUAAAUCUAGAAGAAAAUUAAGAACUGUUGGAAGACCUAAAGCAUAUUACUUGUAUGAAUUAAGUAAAGAAGAAGACGAAAAGAGAACGAAAUAUACUGUAGAUAUAAAUCCAGUCAUAGAGAAAGAAACAAAAGACUCAGUAAUGGAAGAAGUUACAAAAGAAAAUGACGAACUAUUUACAAAUGAGACCGAAUUAUCGAGCAAUAGCACAGAAGAUGUAGAAAUAUUGAAUUCAUCGAGCGAAGUUAGUGUACAAAUUGACGAAGCAGUUACAGAGAUAUUAAUAAAUUCAAGCAACCAGAUAACAGAAGCAAUAUCUAAUUCAAGUGUCGAAACUACAGAACUUUUUUUAACAAAUUCAAGUAACAUUGAAAACAAUAGUUCAGAAAUCAAUGAUGAUUUAAUUAAAGAAUAUUUAUCAGACCCUGAAACAGCGCGGGAGCUGCAAGAGACGAUAAUGCGUAUGGAGCAUACAAUGGCCGGACAACCUUUAGAAGCCAACAUCACGCCGAUGUUUCUUCGACCGACAACACCUACUCCCAUGAAAGUACGUCGAGAACUGAAGACUACGCAAAGCGAAGAAUUCAAAAGGUUUAAGAUGAUGUUCCAGAAACGAACACAAACGCCUAUACCUGGACCAAAAGAUAAAGAUGAAGAAACUGAAGGAGAACCGAUUCUUAUUGGUGAAAAACGUACAGUUCUGCAGACUCUUUUGAGUUAUAUUCCUAAUAUGAGAUCUCUUGGUCUUAUCUCCGGUUCGGAAUACGGCGUCGCGUUUUCUAUCAAACCGUCAUAUUUCUUAAUAUUUUCAUUCUUCAUUAACCACAAGAAACAGAGCAGUUUGCCCGCAACUUGA
Molecule: messenger RNA, 1999 nt
Organism: Papilio xuthus (Asian swallowtail)
Lineage: Eukaryota; Metazoa; Arthropoda; Insecta; Lepidoptera; Papilionidae
Exons: 12
Coding region: 80-1999 (639 amino acids)
Source: RefSeq, a predicted model, not a curated record